CAGUACGGCCCGUCGGUAACGGGAAACUCCUCAAUAAACAAAACAUGGCGAGCCGCGGCUCCGUGCCCGCUCCUCCCGUUAGCCCCGGUCAGACACAAGCACAUCACAUAGGAGCUGGUUGCCCCGCACUCCCUCCCCUCCGCACGCCGCUCCUGCGCUGUGCUGCUCCGAUCCGUUCCGAUCCGUUCCGAUCCGUUCCGAUCCGUUCCGAUCCGUUCCGAACAGCUCCGAGGGGCGGAGCCGAAUCUCCUCGUGUGUUCUCGCCUGUUCCCGUCGGGUCCCGUUCCCGUGCCCGCGCUCCGUGCCGUGCGUUGCCGGCUCCGCAGUGACGGGGCGCGCUCACGAGGCGGCGUCGGGGGCGCGCGCGCGCUCGGGGCGCAGAGGCGGCAUCCAAGAUGGCGGCGCGGGUGGCGCAGGGUCCGGCAGCGCUCGGGCUCCUUUAGGCCGCGGGCGGUGCCCGGUCCGGGCGGGGCGGCCCGAUCCGGCAGGAUGCUGCCGUCGCAGGAGGCCUCCAAGCUGUACCAUGACAACUACGUGCGGAACUCUCGGGCCAUCGGCGUGCUGUGGGCCAUCUUCACCAUCUGCUUCGCCAUCAUCAACGUGGUGGUGUUCAUCCAGCCCUACUGGGUGGGAGACAGCGUCAACACGCCCAAACCCGGUUACUUCGGGCUGUUCCAUUACUGUGUGGGCAGCGGGCUGGCGGGCCGCGAGCUGGCGUGUCGCGGAUCGUUCACCGAUUUCAGCACCAUCCCCUCGGGCGCCUUCCAGGCGGCGGCCUUCUUCGUGCUGCUGUCCAUGGUGCUGACGCUGGGCUGCAUCACCUGCUUCAGCCUCUUCUUCUUCUGCAACACCGCCACCGUCUACAAGAUCUGUGCCUGGAUGCAGCUGCUGGCAGCUCUCUGCCUGGUGCUGGGCUGCAUGAUCUUCCCCGACGGCUGGGAUGCGGAGACCAUCCGGGACAUGUGCGGGGAGAAGACGGGGAAGUACACGCUGGGCGCCUGCUCAGUGCGCUGGGCUUAUAUCCUGGCCAUCAUCGGCAUCCUUGACGCCCUCAUCCUCUCCUUCCUGGCCUUUGUGCUCGGCAACCGGCAGAACAACCUCCUGCACGAGGAGCUCAAGACAGAGAGCAAAGAUUUUGUCGGCACCGCGAGGAUAUAAGGCCGAGCACCCGCAGCAGGACCUCACCCCGCGGCCGGCAGCCUGGGCUCUUCGGCUCCCUCCCUGUCCCGCCUUUGUCCGCUGCCGGCGGCCACGCGACGCUCCGGUCCCCGCCACCUCCCGCACCGGGGCCGUGCCGGCCGCCCGCCGCGCCCACGUCCACACCGACACCGCCAUCCCACGCACCUCACCGGUCCCGCACCUCCGCCGCCGUCGAGGGAGGACGCCCCAAACGCGCUUCAUCCGAGAACGGCAGUUUUGUUUCAAGGAAAAAAAAAGAGAAACAGUCUCCCAAGUUUUUAAACAGAUUUCUACAUCCCCAGGACUCCGGACCCGCCGCCUCCCACCCCAGCGCUCCCACUGACGCCCUGCGCUGGCUGCUCCGGGCCCCAGCACCUCCCCGUUCCCAUUUUGUACAGCUCGGUGAUCCUGUCUCCAUGGCCGGGGAGCCCUGCGGCUGGGAUGGGGCCCGCCCGUACUUUUACGUGUAAAUUAAUAUUCUCUAAACAGGGUAAAGUGACUCGAGCCCUCUCGCCCCUCCUCCCUUCCCACCCUCCCCCCCACGCCCGGCAGCGCAGCCCCAGGACCGCGUGCUUUCCAGCGCUGCCGGAGCCGCCGGCCGCCGCUCGCUCCAUCCCGAGAGUGGGGACCGCAAGGGCCUCGCUGCCGCCGGCCGCCGCUCCGCCCGACUCCCAGCACCGCUGAAUGUAAGCCCCGGUAAGUGGGAGCAGCUGGAAAUAAUAACAACCGACCCCGGGCGGGUGCAGGAGGAAACCCCCCUUCGUCCAGCCCCAGCCGCCGCCAAACCUCCCCAUCCCCAUACGGUGCUUUAUCUCCACUGGUGACAGCGUGGCUCGGCUCUCCCCGCCACGCGUGGCUCGGCCCACGCCGCUGUCCCAGCCCAGACACGUGCCCGGCUGCGUCUGAGCGGCACGCGGAGCCGAGGACUCGGUGCCGGGCACAGGCAGCCGAAGCCCGGCCGAGGCUCUGCUGGCCAGACCGGCGCGUGGGCUUCCCCAGGUGCCCGCCGCAGCCCUCACCAUGCAAUAAAGUCCUCAGCACCGGCCGCGUCUCAGUGCCAGUAGCCGGGGGCUGUUGGCAGGGGGACCCGGCUGCGGGGCGGGGGGGGGGCGGCUGGGGUGGCUCUGGGGGGGGGGCGAGGACGGGGACGGGAGAGGAACCGCCGGGGGGAACGUGGAGCCGGGCGAUAUCACCGUGGGGAUGAGGCGAUGAAGGGCCGAGCGGGACCCGCUGCCGGGGCUGGCGGAGCCGGUAAGUCGAGCCCUGAGGGCAGCGAGGGACGGAGCAGCCGGGACACCGAGCGGCAGCACCGGGACCCAGCGCGUCGCCGGGAUCGGCGCUUCCCCCCCAGCGGCCGCCGUCGCCCCGCGGCCCAUCAGCGAGCAACGCCCUGCGUGAAUUGGAAAAACCAACCGAGCAAAUCAGUGGAGAAAGGAAUCCAGUAGCUGUAAUAUAUCUGUAUUUUAGUACAAAGUUUGAUACGGUGUUUCACAAAACCUUAUUGAAAAAUAUAAUUCAAACCAGACGA
This is a messenger RNA of Coturnix japonica (Japanese quail), 2707 nucleotides long. It is a transcript of the gene LHFPL4, whose product is annotated as LHFPL tetraspan subfamily member 4. Gene Ontology annotation, cellular component: plasma membrane; postsynaptic membrane; inhibitory synapse. Gene Ontology annotation, molecular function: GABA receptor binding. NCBI's taxonomy places the organism in Eukaryota, Metazoa, Chordata, Aves, Galliformes, Phasianidae. The record is from RefSeq and is a predicted model, not a curated record. Gene Ontology annotation, biological process: sensory perception of sound; gamma-aminobutyric acid receptor clustering.